GGCAGCACCAUCCUUUUAGUUUUCCUGCCCAGAAGCCUGCCUGACUGUCCUUGAACCUCCAAGGUCAAAGUGCCACACUGCUUUCCAUCAGGGUUUUCUUCUUUUUGCUCCUCACCCGUCAGGCGUCCAUUCCUUUUCGUGAUUCCCUCCUCCCACACACAGCCACUCUCUAUGCACAUGUAGGAUCUAUCUACAUUCUUCUUGCUCUCUCCCAACGGUCAAGCAUCGGAUCUGCAUCCGAAGAAGCAGUCAUUCUUUGACCUCAGAGCUGCCGUUUCCUCUCGCCCCGUCUCCUGUCCAUACUCGCGUCCAUACUCGCAGAUCCGUACGACAGAAGCCCCUUCAAAUCUCCAGCAACAUAUCUUGGGCCCUUCUGGUCUGUCUCUGUCCCGACUUCCCCACACCGGGUGGAGGGACCCCAUCCAUCAUCUUGUCCCGGCAUCCACUGACUGGAUCGGUGCCGGUGGAGGAGCUCCCUUAUGUCAAUCGCCGCCGCACCCUGCCAAGCCUCCUGCUCACAGAACUUGAACUUGCCAGCUUGUCAGCUGCCACGCCUUGUACUGUGGUGAAGACUAUUAAGCCUGCCUGCCGUUGGUACACACCUCGCUUGCAAUCUUGUCCCUGCGAUGAGAGCAGCCUGAGCCGGCACCAACCCGUUCACACUGGUCCCAUCCUCUCACGGGGUGAAGUCGACACUCUCUGGUCCAGCCAAGCCUGACCCACUCACUCACUUGGACCCUCACCCAGAUCUCGGUUCAGAUCGAGGUAAUGCAAUUCUCCAGCCAGAUGCCCGCCGUUCUCAUCGGCAUCCUCGCCGUCGGAGCCGGCCUCGUGACGGCCAAGGUGCGCACUCAGCCAUAUGUCACCGAUUACGAGGCCUUUAAUCUGGGCGACUAUGGCAGCCAUCCCAAUCAGACGUUCAAGACGACAACAGCGGCCGCCCCGCUAUUCCAGGUCAACCAGUGGUACCCUGAGAAGUCCGGCCUGAGCAAAUACCUCUUCAUGUCGUCGGUUGCUGGCUCGCAACCAGCCACGCCAUUCAUUAUCGAUACAACGGACUUCAGCAUGGUCUAUGGCGACCCACAGUGGUCGUCCGUCAACAAUCCGAGGAUACAGAUGUUCAACGACAAACCAUAUUUUACCUUCUGGGAGGGCAACGACUACCGGGGGCAUGGCUUGGGUUACUGCUUGCUGUACGACGAGGCGUACCAACAAAUUCACAACAUCUCAACCAAAAUGAUCAGCACCAAGGCUGAUUCCCACGAGUGCCAACUGACACAUGACGGCACUGCCCUCAUCACGGCCUACGAGAGGAUUCCUUUCGACAUGACCAAUGCACCAGGUGGGGGCCCUGAAGACGGAUGGCUCCUGGACAGCAUAUUCGAGGAAAUCGACAUUGUAACAGGCGAGCUCAAGUUCCUGUGGCGUGCCAGCCAUCACUUUGACAUUAACGAGACUGCCGUCAACUGGGGCCCCGGUGACUACGGCGCACAAACAGAGGAGGUCGGCUGGGAUUUCUUCCACAUCAACAGCCUGCAGAAGACAAAGGAAGGCAACUUCCUGGUGUCUGGGCGUCGCAUCAAAUCACUCGUCUACAUCAGCGGCAAGGAUGGAUCCGUGAUUUGGCAGCUUGGUGGGGCCAACAACCAGUUCGAGGACCUGAGCGGUGGAAAUGCCACCAACUUCGGUUUUCAGCAUACCGCACGAUUCCUGAAUGACGAGAUGACCGAGAUUACCCUGUUUGACAAUCAUGACCUUGAGCCAAGCAACCCCUCGCCCGGAUGCAUCGAGGGCACCUGUUCCAGGGGUCUUCACCUGCGAAUCGACACCGAUAACAUGACCGCUGAGGUUUUGCACGAGUAUUACCAUCCGAUGGGUAUUGCUUCUUGGGCGAUGGGCGGUAUUCAGAAGCUCGAUAAUGGCAACGUCCUCGUGAGCUGGGGCACGACACCAGUCAUCACUGAGUAUACGGAAGAUGGCGAGAUUGUCCUGGAUGCGAUGCUGGGUCCAUGGUUCGAUCAUUCUACCAACAGCCAACCAGUGUAUCGCGCGUGGACGAUGGACUGGAAGGCCAGCCCCAUAUGGAAGCCGAGCAUCGCGGGUGACGAGAACUAUGCAUACAUAAGCUGGAACGGAGCCACAGAGGUGCACUCUUGGGAUCUCAUGGAGGGCAAUACCAAGGAGAACCUCACUUUCACACAAAAUGUGAAAAGACGUGGGUACGAGACGACCGCGCCUCUGAGGUUUAGCGGAAACUUCCUCGCCGCGAAUGCCCUGGACGCCAAUGGCAAUGUGCUAGCAACCUCAGACGUCUGGGAUUUGGCCCUUGGAGCAGUUCACGAAGCUGGAGCUGUAGGCUACUGCAAGUUUGGCUGUGGCUAUCUCGACGACUUCGAUCACAUACUCGUGCUUCUCACGGCCUUCACCGGAGUUCUCCUUGUUGUCAUGUGGCUAGCCCGGUCCCGAAAGCUCUAAUGUGGACGCUCUAUCGUGGCUAUCCGCCAUAUCAGAGUCUACAAUGACUGCUGCGUCGCAUAGCAUCUGGGCGUUGUGGGACAUUGAAAUUUAUUACACAUCUGCGCGCGAGGUCUUUCCGGUGAUAAUCCAUUUCCAUUGGCGUUGAGGAAGAGAGGAUGAUCAAGAACCAUGGGGCUCAGAAUCUGUCUGUCAGAAAGUUUUGCAUAUCCGCCAGGCAUCAAGCGGAAAGGAGUUCAAGGCUUCAAUUCUGGGAGGCGUUCGGGAGAAGCAUUGCAUGCAACAGGGGUGGAAACUUUGACCACCUAUAUAUAGCGUGCUCUACCAUACUAUUCUUUCGUGUUCAUAAUCUAUUCGAGAUCACCUUCA
Messenger RNA from Diaporthe batatas, 2844 nucleotides. RefSeq lists its product as uncharacterized. Bases 769 to 2475 code for a protein of 568 amino acids. The record is from RefSeq and is a predicted model, not a curated record. Lineage: Eukaryota; Fungi; Ascomycota; Sordariomycetes; Diaporthales; Diaporthaceae. The transcript is spliced from 3 exons.